CCAAAACCUCAAAAUCCUUCCCUCGUCUCGUCUUCGCCCUUACCCGUCCCACUCAUGAGGCAUCAGUUUCAAAGUGGCAGUAACCAAUACCAUUAUAGUGUAGAUGGCCCUAACCAAGCCUUCACAUCCCGAACAUCAUUUGUCUACCCUGUCUCGAUCCGACUUUCCAGAACAGCCACAAUUCUUUCAAGAAUCUCCCGACUCGCUCGCGACAACUUCUCUCACCGAUUCACAAUCUUCGCCGGAGAAAAACCCCUCCAUCGACUCUCUCCCUCGGGUUCGCAGCAACUCCAAGCAGCGCCAGUCCACCCUCUCCACCACCUCGUCGAGAAGCAGCCGCACCAACCUUCUCACCUUUGCUGCCCUUGCACGAGACAAGACCACCAGCGCCAUUGCCACCUUCUCCGAUCCCGUCACACGAGCACAAGUCUCCCGCAAGAACUCCCACAAUCACCGCACUGACGGUGACAGCGACAAGAGCCCCAAGCGGAAAUCCGACCCCUCGCGAUCCAUUACUCCCCAAGCGAAGGAAUCACAAUCCAUAACUACCCCACGAUCGGGCCUUCAGGACACGGAGCCGCCCUCCCAGUCGUACGAGGAUACGGACGCGAACACCCCGACACCUAUGAAGGUAGUAGCACCGGAGCGGAGCACGAUGCACCAAACCUCCUCGCGCUUAUUGCGCAUGACAGAGGAUGACAGGCCAUUCACCAGAGAUUUCAAGGACCUCUUCGCAACACUGAUCGUCAGCCUCCCCCUCGAGUCCCACCGCCGCAUGUUCAACAAAUGCGAGCACUCCUUCCUGUCCGAAGAGGCAAUCAACAAUUUAGGGUCCUUAAAAUUCUCCCAGUCCAAUCGCAUGCCAGAUCCAAAGGAUCCCUCGCGGAUCGUCACCACCACCACCACCACCACCUUUUCCAUGGCCCGAGACAUGGCCAGGACCGUGUGCCAGCGCUUUGUGGACGCCCGGUUCAUUGAGUCUGCGGACAGCAAGCAAAUCAGAGAGUUCAACUUGAAGGGCACGCUAUGGCAGCUCACGCCCAAGGGCAUCCAGGUCCUAGACCACUUCUGCUCCAGGAACGGUAUCCAGCAACGGCAUGUGGUUGAUCUCAUCAACUCGCCCAAGAACACCAUGCAGCUCGUCGUCUUAGAACGUGACAGCGUUUCGGAUGAGAUCUCGCACGAUCGUGGGACGGUGGAGGUCUUGUUCCGCCGCUUCAUUGGCGCGAACGGACCCAACAUCAAGAGCAGCGUCUCGGCGGCCGAUUCGGAUUCCCUCAGCGAAUACAACGAUGGCUUGGCGGGAGUCAGGAUGGCUUGUGAGCGCAAGAUCGGCUCCCCACAGCGGACGGUCCUGCAAUCCUUCACCGGGAAGGCGGCGGUAGACUGGCUGCUCGACUGCUGUACCACCGUGGACAAGAGCGAGACGAUGAAGAUCGCGGGGCUGUUCCUGGAGCACGACUUAUUAUGGUGUGUCCUGUCGGACAGGUCCUACACCUCCCAGUCCCCGGCACACAAGUUCCAGCCUACCAAGAUGGCGAUUUACCAGAUGACCCAGAAGGGUAAGGAUAUCAUCAACAUGUCCAGCACCCACAGGCUCUCCAACGGUGAUGUCGACAGCCCCUCAAGUAGAAUCGGCGUUUCCCGCGACUCGAACACGCAGAAGCUGGACAGGAUCCUCACAGAUGCGGCUCUGCGCCUGCUCUUCCGCGAGCAGCUCCGUGAUACCCAUUGCGAGGAGAACCUGAGCUUCUACCUCGACGUCGACGAGUUCCUGAAGACUUGCACCGACGCCCUACAAGGCAUGUCUCCUUCCUCGCGCGCCAAGAACCCAGAUAGGAGUCUCGAUGCUAUUAAGGAGACCAUGGCCUCCGCGUAUGGUAUCUACAACGCGUUCCUCGCCCCUGGCUCUCCCUGCGAGUUGAACAUCGACCAUUUACUCCGCAGCCAGCUCGCCUCGCGCAUGACCAAGGCAGUCGGCCGCGGCGACGCCAUGAUCGAGAGUCUGAAGGAGGUCAUCAAGCUAUUCGAGGAGGCGCAACUCUCCGUGUUUAAGCUUAUGGCAAGCGACUCGGUGCCCAAAUUCAUGAAGAGCGUCAAGUACGAACAGACCCUCAAGAACUACGACUUCGACUCCAUCCCCGCCCACCCCGCCCCCGGCCAAUCCCGCUCUCACGGCUCCGUCAACCGCUCAUCCCGCUGAGCCUUAAGUCGUCUAUCUAUCUGGGAGCUCCCCUGCUUGCCCGGAUCUCCCGCGAACGAUCAGCAUAUACCCCGCCAGAAAUUUCCAUAAUUCUCAAGUCAUGUCAUGUCGUCAUUUAGCGUUACAUACCAAAAAGACCGGCCCCGGCCCACCCCCCACGAACCGUUCGCCUCGCAGCGAUCCCAGCCACUACGAAACCUCGCGUACCAACAUACCACGAAUCUCAACAUCUACAUCUACCACAUACGAACGGUCCUUUUUUUCUCCAAAAUCAAAAAUUUCCAGCUUUGCAUUCUCAUGGCGUUUUCAUCAUCAUUUCAAGAGAAAGAAGGGGGGUAAGAGGGGGG
This is a messenger RNA of Pseudogymnoascus destructans, 2550 nucleotides long. RefSeq lists its product as uncharacterized. Gene Ontology annotation, biological process: intracellular signal transduction. NCBI's taxonomy places the organism in Eukaryota, Fungi, Ascomycota, Leotiomycetes, Thelebolales, Thelebolaceae. Bases 104 to 2203 code for a protein of 699 amino acids. The transcript is spliced from 3 exons. The record is from RefSeq and is a predicted model, not a curated record.